Messenger RNA from Erpetoichthys calabaricus (reedfish), 2649 nucleotides. Its product is annotated as gastrula zinc finger protein XlCGF26.1-like. The transcript is spliced from 3 exons. The record is from RefSeq and is a predicted model, not a curated record. NCBI's taxonomy places the organism in Eukaryota, Metazoa, Chordata, Cladistia, Polypteriformes, Polypteridae. Bases 170 to 1801 code for a protein of 543 amino acids.
AUCCACGUGACGAUUUGCUAAAAGACGAUGAGACUUCUCAACAACUUCCCCAGAGGGUGAGAACACGGAACUGAACAUCGAGUAGAGAAUCUGGUGGCUUUACGGAAGAUCAAAUCACAGACAGAAACAAGGCAAGGAAGAAGCAGCUGCCAUUUACUGUAAUGCCAAGAUGGAUGUGAAAGAGGAGAUGUGUGAGGCUGACAUAAACACCAUGGAGAUAAAUAUUAAGAGUGAUGACUAUGAAUGGAAGACUGUCCACCCUAACCAGGAGAGUCUAGGCAUUAAGAGUGAGGAUUAUGAACUGGUAACUGUGGGCAUUAAAGAGGAGGCCGAGGAGAUGUCUGUCAGCAAUGAGACACAGAAAUGCAAAAUCACAAAGAAUGGUGUCCUCAAGGUGAAGUCUGAAUUGCUACCAUCUGACACACAGAGCGCUGAGGAAACCUCAUCUGUUAGAACUCUAGAAAAUCAACCAUCACCUUCAUAUUGGUCUGAAAUAAGAGACAAACCUCACUGCUGUUCUGAAUGUGGCAAACGAUUUUCUCAUUUAAGAAAGCUGCGGAUUCACACAAGAAUUCACACUGGAGAGAAGCCGUACAGCUGUUCUGAAUGUGGCAAACGAUUCUGUCGCAGGAGUGCUCUUCAUGGACACAAUAAAAUACACACCGGAGAGAAGCCGUAUUGCUGCUCUGAAUGUGGCAAACAGUUUUCAGAAAGUAGCAGUCUUAAGAAGCACAUAAGGAUUCAUACUGGAGAGAAGCCAUAUCGCUGUUUGGAAUGUGGCAAACAGUUUUCAGUGAAGAGCAGCCUUAAGGUACACACAAGAACUCACACUGGAGAGAAGCCAUAUUCCUGUUCUGAAUGUGGCAAACAAUUUCGUGACAGGGGUUCUCUUCGGUACCACACUAAAAGUCACACGGGAGGGGAGACAUAUUGCUGUGCUGAAUGUGGAAAGCGAUUCUCCCAAAUCACCAGUCUUCAUAUCCACACCAGAGUUCAUACUGGAGAGAAGCCAUACUGCUGUUCGCAUUGUGACAAACGAUUCUCUGAUAAGAGUGCUCUUCGGAGACACACUAGACUUCACACAGGAGAAAAUCUGUACUCCUGCUCUGAUUGUGGCAAACAGUUCUCAAGAAGGAGCCGUCUUCAGAACCACAAAACAAUUCACACUGGAGAGAAGCCGUAUUCUUGUGCUGAAUGUGGCAAACAGUUUUCAGCAGUCAGUAGUCUUCAGAACCACAAAAGAACACACACUGGAGAGAAGCCAUAUUGCUGUUCUGAGUGUGGACAACGAUUCACACGAAUCGCCAGUCUUCACACCCACACAAGACUUCACUCCGGAGAGAAGCCAUAUAGCUGUUCCGAAUGUGGCAAGCAUUUUUCUCAAAGAAGCAACCUUCAGGACCACAAAAGAAUCCAUACAGGAGAGAAGCCAUAUUGCUGUUCUGAAUGUGGAAAGCAGUUUUUGCAAAGGAGCAGUCUCCAGAAGCACAAAAGAGUUCAUACGGGAGAAAGGCCAUACUGCUGUUCUGUAUGUGGCAAACAAUUUUCACACAAGUGCAAUCUUCAGAGCCAUGAAAGAAUACACACUGGAGAGAAGCCAUAUCGCUGCUCCGAAUGUGGCAAACAAUUUUCAGUGAAGAGAAGUCUUAUGGAACACACAAGAAUCCAUACUGGAGAGAAGCCAUUUGGUUGUUCGGAAUGUGGCAAACAGUUUUCACAAAGGAGCAAUCUUCAGGCUCACAAACGAAUUCACAGUGGAUCCACCAUAAUGAACAGACAAGACCACACGAGCGUACCAUAAGCAAGCAAGAAAAUGAGAGGACUGUGGACACGGUAAAGAGGAGCUCAUCUCUGCUUCUUUUAUGCAACAAAUCAAGUAGAAAAUAUCACAGGAGGUCUCAUGCAAAACUUGAAUCUAGAAAAGUAAUCCCUGCGAACAAAUUAAGCAAGAUAAGUGAAGCAGAUCUAAGAGCUGUAAUUAUAAUAAUUUAAAGAAAGAAAGCAAGUGCUUCAAGAGGGAUUUCAAUACCUACAACAAACAACAAGAGGAGAAAUACAGGAAAAAAGAGCAGACAGUGAAAUAUUUGGAAGCAAACUCAGGAAUAUUGGCAGAAAUACAAUAAAUGCAACCAGAAAAGCCAUCACCCAGAAGAGGAAUGUUCUCAACUAACAAUAAAGAGAAAAGUAAUAGAGAAGAUAAAGUGAGGGAUUAGGGGUACAGCAGACUGAAAGUCUGAUGGGAUGAGGGACUUUUAAAACUUCAUUUUUUAUAGAAGAAUUAAGUGGGUAGGACUGAUGAGCUUUGUUGGGCUGAAUGGCCAGUUCUUAUCUAAUUUUUCUAAAGUUGUAAUGUUCUCAAACCAUUUUAUAAUCCUGUGUGUGCAGGUGCACUAAACGAUCGACGAGCGAUUAAACUCCACAUACUAGGGACAGGGCACAUAACUAAAUAUAUGAAUAUAACCAAGAACAGAGAGAGCAAGGUCUUAAUUUUUUGACGUGAAGAAAAAAAAUUAUUAAAAACCAGCGGGAUGAAGCCUGAUCAUUACAUUUAAUGCCUGUUCUUGUCUAGAUUAUUCUAAAAAAAAAAAUCAAAAGAUCGCUCAAAUGAUUCAUGAAGAACAGCCAGAAUUAUGAAAAUCAGUAAGAAAA